AUGCCCAAAGGAUCCGGCCCCAGCCUGGCCUCGGUGCCAGAACUCCUCGAACUCAUAGGACGCCACCUCAAUCUGCCAGAUCUUGCCCGUUGCUCCCUCACCUGUCGGCUCUGGCACCACACCCUCUCACCCCUACUCUGGGAAACGUUUGACGACAGCUUGUACAAUUGGCCCAGAAUCAUGUUGGCACUGUACUCGGAGACUGAUACAGGACGACGACAAAAGGCCUGGGUGGACGCCCUCUUUUCCAAGUAUGGGCACCAUAUCCGCACUCUCCGAGUUCGACGGUACUAUACCGUUCUUGUAGCGAGCGAAUGUGGUGGCUGCACGCGAUUAGUGUCCUUGCAGUCGUUCGAUUUUGCUGAGGAACUGAGAGCAGUGGCAAAGGAAAGCGGGUCUGGAUGGUGCCUGGAGUCGACAAAGACCGUUAUACCAACAAUAGUUGAAAACGCGAUCGGAGUACAAUCGUCAAGAGGCUGGAGAUCAGAAGCGGCCAAGGACAGAGAUGUGACGACGGCCAGGCGAUUCUGGAUGCUUCUCUACCUCAACUCGUCAACACUUCGGUCCGUUCGACUGGACAAAUCACUCAGCACCCUAUGCACACUCCCCUCGCUCGACCUCCUGGACAAGAUUCUCUCUGGUCUGCAGAACCUAGAAAAGCUGUCUAACACCAUGUACCCGAUGGACGCCGACGUGGUUCUUCAACAGAUACCCAGUCUCCGGUCGAUCACUGGAUGCCCCAAACGGGACACAUCCUCAGUUGUUUUCAACAACGUACGCUUUUUCGACGUAUCAACGAGAAUGGAUCCGUUGACUUUUCGACAUUACUUGACCAAGUUCCCCAACCUCAACUGCCUCUGCCUUGAACGGCUAGUUACGCACCACCAGCAGCAGCAACCGAUCGCCGUCCAGGAUAAUAACAACAACGUCUCAUUUCAACUCUCGGAGAUCCGCUUUACGCUCGAUUCCUGGAUCGACAACCCUACCAGGCUCGUGGAGCUAGAGACCUUUCGUCAACUCGAAAACGAGGACGUCUUCCUCGCCGGACCAACUACCGAUACUGCUCUCAUCUUGCUCCAGGGGUGUCCGAAACUCAAGGUCCUCGACGUCUACCAGAGUCAACUCCGCGCAGAAUCGCUCUUGGCCAGUCCACCCUGGGUCUGCGAGAAGCUCGAGGCACUGCGUUGUAUGAUCACGGGUGUCUCUCGGCUCUCAACACAGGAUAUGAAAAUCUUGAACGACCUGUCCGUGUCGGGAUCGUCCAGGAACGUUUUUCUUACGGAGCAGGAUCGGAACGCGCUAAAGACGGACAGGGAAACCAUGGGACAACAACAGCGUAUCCUUGCGCGACUUGCCAAUUUGACACACCUCAAAGUUCUGGAGUUGGCAUCCAAGCGGCCGAAAGACAAUCGACAACGACCUGAUGAGGAUCAUUUGUACGUCGACCAUUUCUCGGACACGCUUGAGUUGACUUUGGCUAGCGGACUGGGUCAGCUUGCAGCGCUUAAAGACUUGGAGAUGUUUGGGUUUGAAGGAUGCAACCACGAGAUCGAUAAACCGGAGCUCGACUGGAUUGUCAAAAGCUGGCCUCGUCUCAGGGCGAUGCGUGGAUUACGACAGACCAGUGUGUUGACUUCCAGGUUUGAAACGCGCAAAACGGAGCUGCGAGCGUACAUGCAACAGAUCAGACCCGACAUCCAACAACAAGGCGGAAAAUAA
Messenger RNA from Linnemannia hyalina, 1719 nucleotides. The record is from the annotation of a GenBank genome assembly. NCBI's taxonomy places the organism in Eukaryota, Fungi, Mortierellomycota, Mortierellomycetes, Mortierellales, Mortierellaceae.